This is a messenger RNA of Phaeoacremonium minimum UCRPA7, 1140 nucleotides long. RefSeq lists its product as hypothetical. The coding region runs from base 1 to 1140 and encodes 379 amino acids. NCBI's taxonomy places the organism in Eukaryota, Fungi, Ascomycota, Sordariomycetes, Togniniales, Togniniaceae. The record is from RefSeq and is a predicted model, not a curated record. The transcript has a single exon.
AUGCCUGCUCCGCUACCCGGGUUCCAGCCCCAGAAUUGGGAGCACCUCGGGCCCUGGGUACGGCUCUGGGGCAUCACGCACGCGCAGCUGCCCCCGACCACGGAGACAACACCGGACGGCCUGGCGGCGUUCUUCCUAUCGCUGCUGAGCGAGGCCGACCCGUUCCUGGACUCGAUGUCGCCGCGCUCCGGCGUCCAGCGGUACGGCGGCAUCGACUACCCCUGGCACGCGGGCGGCUCCAAGAAGCUGGCCGGCUCGGCCGCCAAGGUCGACCUGUGGAAGCGGCACGUCACCAAGGAGAUCCUGCAGCGGAUCGCGGCGCGCGGCGGCCUCGAGGGCAGCAUGCCGAACUGCCCGGCGGCGGACCGGGUCGCGGGCGGCGGCGAGACGUGGGUGCUGCGCCGGAGCGUGCACGCGGACGCGCCCGCCGAGGGCACCGCCAGCUGGGCCGAGUUCGUCGACUGCAUCCGCGACCGGCACGCCGAGACGGAGGACGCCUUCACGCCGACGGUGCUGGCGCACCGCGAGGCCAUGGGCUGGGACUGCGAGGGCGUCGAGGUCGCCGACGGCGGGCUGACGUGGGGCCGCUUCGCGAUGAAGCUGCUCGAGGUCAAGCACAAGAUCCCGCCGCCGCUGAACAACCGCGUGUUCACCGUACUACAGUUCACGUGCGCGGCGCUGCCGGAGGACGAGAAGAAAGAGUUCCUUGUGGUCAGCGUGCCUAUUGCCGACUGGAAGACUGCGCCACAGGCGGAGAUUGCAAAGGAGAAGGGCGUCGUGCUAGGCGCGUAUGUGAGCAUCGAGCGAGUGCGGAAGAUGGAUGACGGUAAUAUAGAAUGGAUCAUGGCGACGGCAUCCGAUGCAAAGGGGGUUCUGCCAGGGUGGAUUCAGAACAUGUCGGUGCCGGGCCAGAUUGCAAAGGAUGUUCCCAUGUUCUUCUCUUGGCUUGCAGGAGAGCGUAGUCACACAGGACAUGGAGCGACUUCUGUGCAACAAAAGGCAAACGGAGAAAACGGUCAAUCUACUCAAGCAGACAAAACGAGAGGUGCUGCGCCAGCGGCUCUUCAGACGGAGGCGGUUCCCGAGGCUACCGCUACCAUAUUAGGGUCCGAGAGGAAAUCACCGACAUCAAAGGCCUAG